GUACGAAUUCCUGCUCACUCCCUCCACUGGCAAAAAAACAAAAGGCAAAUAGAUAGGGAAAUACUCGGGAACUGAGUUCAGAAGCAAAGCUUGAAGAAGCUACUACCAGCCUGCGAAAGCUAGACCAGACAAACGCCCAAAAGCUUUUCAAAAACUAGGGUUUUCUGGGGUUUCAGACUCCCUUUUUAUCCCACCAGAAAAACCAUUCAAACACCAACAACAAUCAGUGGAACAACCUGCUUCAGAGUAGACCUGCCAAGGUGUGGGUCAGGGGGGCUUUGAAGGAGAGUGCAUUUGCUUUUUGCCCUGUUACCGCUUUUACUCGAGGAGGUAAAAGAAUAUGCAGACGCCAAAAGCAAGAACUGGCUCUUUGGAAGUGCCGCGGAGGAAAUCUCCCACAACACCUCAGACUGCUCGCCAACUCAAGACGCCAGGGUCAGAUUCUGAUGCAUUUUCCUCCUCUCCACACCCAGCCAGUAAGACACCAAAAGACAGAAGUCCUAAAGUUGUGGAACGCAGAUCACCACGAAGCCCAAUGUCUGAGAAGAAGCGCCCAAGCAGAGUGUCUGAAUUGGAGUCGCAGCUUGCGCAACUCCAAGAGGAUCUGAAAAAGGCAAAGGACCAACUGAACUCAUCGGAGUCAUGGAAGAGGAGAGCCCACCAGGAGGCUGAAGAGGCCAAGAAGGAUCUCUUAGCCAUGUCAGCAAAUCUUGAGGAAUCCCAGCAGCAGCUGCUGGAGCUUUCUGCUUCUGAAGAAGCUCGGCUUCAAGAGCUCCGCAAAAUCUCCCAGGAUCGUGAUCGAGCAUGGCAAUCUGAACUUGAGGCUGUCCAGAGGCAGCACUCAAUGGAUUCUGCCGCCUUGGCUUCUGCCAUGAAUGAAAUUCAGAAACUCAAAGUUCAGCUGGAGAUGGUGGCUGAAUCAGAAGCUAACCAAGCUAAGAACGCAGAGUUGGCACGUGCUGAGAUUGGAGGCUUGAGAAUGGAACUUUCCAGAACUCUGUCCCUUGUUGAAAAGUUGAAAACUGAGCUCAAUGAUUGCAAAGAAUCUGAAGCUCAGGCUUUAGAAGUUGUUAGUAAAACUCAGAGGGAAUUGGAAGAAGCGAAUGCAACUGCAGAAAUGCUCCGGUCAGAUGGCAUCAAUGCCAUGGGGGCUUACAACUCCUUGUCAUCAGAGUUGGAGCAAUCAAAUGUUCAAGUGAAAUCAUUGGAAGGACUUGUGAGCAAACUCCAGGCGGAUCUGGUUGAUAGCAGCAGCAACAAGUUGGUGGAUUCUACAGACAAAUGUAAAACUGUUCAGGAAAAUGGAGAAAAUGAGGAUACUAACCAGCUGAAAGCAGAGCUAAACUUUCUGAAACUUGAGGUGGGUCAAUUGAAAGCUGCUUUAGAUGCAGCUGAGAUCAGGUACCAGGAAGAAUAUAUUCAGAGCACAUUGCAGAUUAGAAGUGCUUAUGAACAAGUUGAACGAACAAAAUCAGAGUCAUGCAAAAGAGAGGCUGAAUUGGAGACAGAAUUAGAGAAAUCUAAGGCUCAUAUCGAAGAGUUGAGGGCUCACUUGAUGGAUAAGGAAACUGAAUUGCAGAGUAUUUCAGAUGAAAAUCAGGGGCUGAAUUUAAAGAUUGGUAAAAAUAUAUCAAGUGAAAAAGAAUCCGAACUUGCAAUGGAGCUACAGAAGUCAGAGGCAUAUUUAGAAGAGUUGAAGGCGAGUUUGUUGGAUAAGGAGACAGAGUUGCAGAAUAUUGCCAAGGAAAAUGAAGUGCUUAAGAUGGAAGUUAAGAAGAGGGACAUGGAGAGGAAUCAAGUUAAUGAUGAGGCUGUUGCUUCAGCAGAAGCAGCAAGGGCUGCGGAGCGAGAGGCUCUGAUGAAACUUGGCUGUUUAACAGAGGAAGCAGAUAAAAGUAGCAGAAGAGCAGCUCGGGUUACCGAGCAGCUGGAUGCAGCCCAGGCUGCAAAUUCAGAAAUGGAGGCUGAGUUGAGGAGGUUGAAGGUGCAGUCAGACCAGUGGAGAAAGGCGGCCGAGGCAGCUGCUGCUAUGAUUUCAUCGGGGAACAAUGGGAAAUUUGUGGAGAGAACAAGUUCUCUUGACAGCAACUACAAUCCUUUGGCUUCACCUUAUUCAGAAGACAUGGAUGACGACUCACCCAAGAAGAAAAAUGGGAACAUGUUGAAGAAGAUUGGGGUGCUAUGGAAGAAAGGCCAGAAAUAGAUGGGGGAUUAUGUGGCAGGUAGCAUAUGAGUCCAGAUAUUGUUUUACUGCUAUUGGUAUAUUCCAUUUUCCGUGAUUUUCUCUCUAUUUCAUCCUCACAGGUAUUUUGGUGGGUGGGAGCUGCUGAUUUUCAGUGUUUGUAGAGAAUGUGGUAAAAAGUCGGCUCUUUUGCAGAAUGUGUAUAGUAAUGUGGCGGCUCUGGGUCGACGCAAUAUAUAUGUAUUCUAUGUUCUCUUCGUUUGGACAUCUUUCUGUUUAUGUUUUGAAGCAGUUGGUCUUCUGAAACUAGCGGAGUCCUAUUUGUCAUUUGAGCCAUGAUGUCAACUCCUUUGGAGUAUCACUUGGUUAUUGAAUUGCUUUAUCUUUGUAUAAGAAGAUGUUCGUCAUCCCAUCAGCAUUGGCUUCAUUAUUGUUGCUAAUCUUGAAGAUCUGUUUA
Alnus glutinosa is the source of this 2639-nucleotide messenger RNA. Its product is annotated as interactor of constitutive active ROPs 2, chloroplastic. NCBI's taxonomy places the organism in Eukaryota, Viridiplantae, Streptophyta, Magnoliopsida, Fagales, Betulaceae. The transcript has 4 exons. The record is from RefSeq and is a predicted model, not a curated record. Bases 341 to 2203 code for a protein of 620 amino acids.